AUGUCAGCCCCAAUUGAAAAUACUGUUUGUGUGAUUGGUGGACCAAUGCCGAGGGCCAAUUCGCCGGUCACUUCCGCAAUUAUUGACGACGACAACAUUUACAUCAGUUGCUUGUAUCAGCUCUGCAUCUUUUCCUCGUCAGAAACUCCACGACCGUUCUGGGUACCAACCAUUACACCACGGCCAAUUGAUUUACGACCACGAUCCACGAUGUUGGCACAAAGGGCAGCUCGGCAAUCGCUGCGCCGUCUUGCGGUCAGCCCAGCCUCGUUUUCGGCGCAGAUGACGAUGAAGAAAUAUGCCGCCCCAAUGGUCAUAGCAUCUUCAGUGCAAACUCGCCCCGUAGCAACUCAAAAGCUUACUCCGGCCGAUUCCAACGAAAUCCUCAUUGCGCAACGCAAGCUUCGUCCAUCAAGUCCCCAUCUAGCGAUCUACAAACCACAAAUUCCAUGGGUUCUUUCGAUUAUGAACCGGAUAACUGGCUCUGUGCUCUCAGGUGGUUUCUAUAUUUUUGGCUCCGCAUAUCUGGUUGCACCACUAUUUGGCUGGCAUUUAGAUAGUGCUAGUAUGGCAGCGGCGUUUGGUGCUUGGCCCGUUGCUGCAAAAUUCGCGACCAAAAUGUUCCUUGCCUGGCCGUUUACCUUCCAUGCUAUAAAUGGUGUAAGGCAUCUUGUGUGGGAUAUGGGUAAGGUAUUUACCAAUAAGGCAGUCAUCUGGACUGGAUGGGCAGUCGUGGGGUUGAGUGGUGCUAGUGCGCUUGCGCUGGCGACGAUGUAUUAG
Venustampulla echinocandica is the source of this 780-nucleotide messenger RNA. RefSeq names its product SdhC protein. Gene Ontology annotation, molecular function: succinate dehydrogenase activity; electron transfer activity. The record is from RefSeq and is a predicted model, not a curated record. Gene Ontology annotation, cellular component: membrane. NCBI's taxonomy places the organism in Eukaryota, Fungi, Ascomycota, Leotiomycetes, Helotiales, Pleuroascaceae. Gene Ontology annotation, biological process: mitochondrial electron transport, succinate to ubiquinone; tricarboxylic acid cycle. The coding region runs from base 1 to 780 and encodes 259 amino acids. The transcript has 4 exons.